AUGGCUUCAAGUUCCCAACAAUUGACUCCGGUCAAGGUUCGGCUGCCUCAUCCGUACUUGACGACUUAUUUUCUGGAACCAAGCAAGAUUCAGAACGGCAAGCAACUUUUCCAGCUUCGGAAGUCAAUAGAGGGCGAAACACAGCCUUUCCCCCAUGUUCUCCAUAGCGAUAAGCUCUACUUCAGUGCGCCGGCUGAAUCCGAAAAUGUGGUGCCCGAUUCCAACAACACCGCAUGGGCCCGCGCGCAACGAAGUCCAUUAAGUCUCUGCACAUGGGAAGGGGCCUCUGCGCCAACAGUGGCCCAAGUCUGGCUAUUCCUAUACGCCAUCUUUACCGUGCAAGAGACCAUCGAGACCUUCCGUCUCCAGUUGCAAGGUCCCAAUGCUGAAGCUCUGUCGCAUUCCCUUCGACUCUCAAUGGUCGCUAUUGACCAUCCACGACCUAUCAGCAGUGCCACUAAGUAUGAACCCAUUGCCAAUGAACUGCUGGUUAUGCGCAGUGCUUUCUGGCAGGGAUGUGCCUCCCCUCUGGGAUCGCAACCUAUCUGGCUCCCGAGCUGGAACACAGGUGCCGCUGUCCCUUCUCUCGAAUACACCAUGACAUCGACAGAGACUAUGCACCGCCGUCACCCCCGGCGCAACCCCAAACCCACUCCCGGAUCCAUUGUUUACAGUCGCUACAUCCCCUUUCUGGACGAGCACUUCUCGCUCAUUGCGCUGGACUACCAGAACCCAGAGCAUCUGAAUCUCUUCCACACCUGGCAAAACGAUCCUCGUGUUGCGAAGGGCUGGAAAGAAACCGGCACUCUGGAUGAACAUCGCGACUACCUGCGUAGGCAACAUGAGGACCCACACACCCUCACCGUUCUUGGUCGUUUCAAUAACACCUUCUUCUCCUACUACGAGAUCUUCUGGGCCAAGGAGGACAACAUUGGGGCCCACUAUGCCUCGCAGGACUUUGAUCGAGGUCGUCAUACUCUCGUGGGUAACGACGCAUUUCGUGGCCCGCAUCGUGUGAUGGCAUGGUGGCCAAGUAUGAUCCACUACUGCUUCAUCGACGAUCAUCGCACUGAACAUGUCAUUGGUGAACCCAUGUCUACCAAUGACAAGGUUCACACUUACGAUUAUACUUUCGGCUUACACCAGGAUCAGCUUCUUGAUCUCCCACAUAAGCGGGCUAGUCUUGUUAAGGUCACUCGGGAACGCUUCUUUCAGCUGUGUCCGUUCAACCAAGGCACUCCGCAUAUUGCCGGCACUGGGCUGGCGUUCAAGCCUCGACUGUAA
Penicillium macrosclerotiorum is the source of this 1284-nucleotide messenger RNA. Its product is annotated as GNAT family N-acetyltransferase. The record is from RefSeq and is a predicted model, not a curated record. Lineage: Eukaryota; Fungi; Ascomycota; Eurotiomycetes; Eurotiales; Aspergillaceae. The transcript has a single exon. Gene Ontology annotation, biological process: siderophore biosynthetic process. Bases 1 to 1284 code for a protein of 427 amino acids.